Molecule: messenger RNA, 740 nt
Organism: Ahaetulla prasina
Lineage: Eukaryota; Metazoa; Chordata; Lepidosauria; Squamata; Colubridae
Product: galectin-1-like
Exons: 4
Coding region: 308-712 (134 amino acids)
Molecular function (GO): carbohydrate binding; laminin binding
Source: RefSeq, a predicted model, not a curated record
GCCGCGAAUAGAUCGCGGAGAUUGCAAACAUUGUUUUUAAAUUAUUUCUAUUUUUUAAUGUCUAUUUAACGCACACGUAUGCACCCGCCCUCUCCGCUGAUGAGCGCUCAUAAUCCCACCUGGAAAACGCAGAGAUCCGUUUCUUUCUCCAUCUAGUUAAUUGGUGCUCGGCGUUUUCACUCCUGAUUGGCUGGUAGUAAAAAAGCACCUGCAGCUGAAAGCUAUUUCAAAAUUGCGGGAAAAAGAGCCUGGGACAAUUUAUUGGUUUGCAAGUUGUGCUACGACUUCUCCGAGAAACAGAAAAACGAUGGCAGUGCAACUGGUUGCUCAAAUGAAAAUCAGGUCUGGCGAUUGCAUCAAAGUGAAAGGCACGAUAGAAGUAGAUGCCAAAAGUUUUGCCAUCAACCUGGGCCAGAAUGAAUCUGAGCUGGUCCUUCACUUCAACCCUCGCUUUGACAGUCAGGGGGAUAUUAGGACCAUUAUAUGCAAUUCCAAAACGUGUGACGGAUGGGGGAUGGAAGUCAGGGAGGCAGCAUUCCCUUUCCAACAGGGAGAAGAAUUCAAGCUCUUUGUCUGCUUUGAUGCCAAAGAAAUCAUUGUGAAAAUGCACAAGGGGGAAGAACUCAAGUUCCCAAAUCGACUGGAAAUAGAUACAGCGGAAUACUUCUCCAUUGUUGGCGAUCUGAGAAUUAGAACUGUCAGAUUUGAUUGAGCCCAUCCCUUGUAUUGAAGCCUGAAAU